Pyrgilauda ruficollis (rufous-necked snowfinch) is the source of this 4256-nucleotide messenger RNA. It is a transcript of the gene ITGA11, whose product is annotated as integrin subunit alpha 11. The record is from RefSeq and is a predicted model, not a curated record. Gene Ontology annotation, molecular function: integrin binding. Gene Ontology annotation, biological process: cell-cell adhesion; cell adhesion mediated by integrin; integrin-mediated signaling pathway. The transcript has 30 exons. Lineage: Eukaryota; Metazoa; Chordata; Aves; Passeriformes; Passeridae. Gene Ontology annotation, cellular component: integrin complex; external side of plasma membrane. The coding region runs from base 80 to 3655 and encodes 1191 amino acids.
GAUAAGGGACGGGAUCUGGGAUCGGAGCUCCCAGUCCCGCCGAUGCUCGGCAGCGGGGACUGGGGCAGCCGGCGAUUCCAUGGAUAUUCCCAGCGGGAUUCUCCUGGCCUGCUCCCUCUGCCUCCUGCCCGGAUUUGGGAAUUCCUUCAACAUCGACACCAAGAGGCCCCAGAUCAUUGUGGGAUCCAGGGAAUCUUUUUUUGGAUACACAGUGCAGCAGCACGACAUCGGCGGGAAGAAAUGGCUGGUGGUGGGAGCUCCGUACGAAUCCAACGGGCAGCAGAAGACCGGAGACGUCUACAAGUGUCCGGUGCUGAGUGAGAGCCAUGGAAACUGCACCAAGCUCAACCUGGGGCGGGUGACGCUGUCCAACGUGUCGGAGCGCAAGGACAACAUGCGCCUGGGCCUGAGCCUGGCCACCAACCCCAGGGACAGCAGCUUCCUGGCCUGCAGCCCCCUGUGGUCCCACGAGUGUGGCAGCUCCUACUACACCACGGGAAUGUGUUCCCGCGUCAACUCCAACUUCCGCUUCUCCAGAACCGUGGCUCCGGCUCUGCAGAGAUGCCAGACCUACAUGGACAUCAUCAUCGUUCUGGAUGGAUCCAACAGCAUUUAUCCGUGGGUUGAAGUCCAGCACUUCCUGAUAAAUAUCCUGAAAAAGUUUUACAUCGGUCCUGGACAGAUCCAGGUGGGAGUUGUCCAGUACGGAGAGGACGUGGUCCAUGAGUUCCACCUGAACGACUACAGGUCCGUGCAGGACGUGGUGGCGGCCGCCAGCCACAUCGAGCAGCGCGGCGGCACCGAGACCCGGACCGCCUACGGCAUCGAGUUCGCUCGCUCGGAAGCGUUUCGGAAAGGUGGCCGGAAAGGGGCAAAGCGAGUAAUGAUUGUCAUCACAGAUGGAGAGUCCCACGACAGCCCAGACCUGGAGAAGGUGAUCGAGGACAGCGAGAGGGACAACGUCACCAGAUACGCGGUGGCGGUCUUGGGUUAUUACAACAGGAGAGGGAUCAACCCCGAGGCCUUUCUGAACGAGAUCAAAUUCAUCGCCAGCGACCCCGAUGACAAACACUUCUUCAACGUCACCGACGAGGCGGCGCUCAAGGACAUCGUGGAUGCUCUGGGAGAAAGGAUUUUCAGCCUGGAAGGAACCAACAAGAACGAGAUCUCCUUUGGACUGGAAAUGUCCCAGACUGGAUUUUCAUCCCACGUUGUGGAAGACGGGAUCCUGCUGGGAGCAGUGGGAGCCUACGACUGGAACGGAGCCGUGCUGAAGGAGACCAGCAGCGGGAAGGUCAUUCCUCUGCGGGAAUCCUACCUGCAGGAAUUCCCGGAGGAGCUGAAAAACCACGGAGCCUAUUUAGGUUACACCGUCUCCUCCGUCGUCUCCACCAGGCACGAGCGGAUCUACGUGGCGGGAGCGCCGCGGUUCAACCACACCGGCAAGGUCAUCCUGUUCAACAUGCACAGCAACAGGAACCUCACCAUCCACCAGGCCCUCAAGGGAGAGCAGAUCGGCUCCUACUACGGCAGCGAGAUCAACUCCCUGGACGUGAACGGCGACGGCGUCACCGACGUGCUGCUGGUGGGCGCGCCCAUGUUCUUCAGCGAGGGCAGGGAGAGGGGCAAGGUCUACGUGUACGCCCUGCAGGGGAACCUCUUCGUUCCCAGCGGCGCCCUGGUGGACCUCCAGAGUUACCAGAAUUCCCGUUUCGGCUCCUGCAUCGCCGCCGUUCCCGACCUCAACCAGGACUCCUACAACGACCUGGUGGUCGGGGCCCCUCUGGAGGACGAGCACCAAGGAGCCAUUUACAUUUUCCUUGGAUUCCAGGAGACCAUCCUCAAGAAAUACAAGCAGCGGAUCGCGGCCGCCGACCUCGCUCCGGGCCUGAUGUAUUUUGGAUGCAGCAUCCACGGGCAGCUGGAUCUGAACGAGGACGGACUCGUGGACUUGGCUGUGGGCUCGUUGGGGAACGCCGUGGUGCUGUGGUCCCGCAGCGUGGUCCAGAUCAACGCCAGCCUCCGCUUCGAGCCGCCCAAGAUCAACAUCUUCACCAAGGACUGCAGGCGCAACGGGAAGGAGGCCACCUGCAUGAGGGCCUUCGUCUGCUUCACCGCCCUCUUCCUCUCCACUCACUUCCAGACUGCCAGCGUGGGGCUCAGGUACAACACGACCAUCGACGAGCGCCGCUACUCGCCCCGGGCGCACCUGGACGACGGCGGGGAGCGGGCGGCGCCGCGGGGGCUGGUGCUGCCCGCCGGGCAGGAGCUCUGCCACACCCUCCCCUUCCACGUCCUGGACACGGCGGAUUACGUGAAGCCGGUGACGUUCUCCAUCGACUACGAGCUGGAGCAUCCCGAGCACGGCCCCAUGCUGGACGAUGGGUGGCCCACCUCGCUCAGGGUCUCUGUCCCCUUCUGGAAUGGCUGCAACGAGGACGAGCACUGUGUCCCCGAUCUGGUGCUGGAUGCCAGAAGUGACAUUCCCAGUGCCAUGGAAUUCUGCCGGAGGGCGCUGCGGAGGGGGGACUGCUCGGCCUUCAGCCUCUCCUUCGACGCCUCCGUCUUCGUCAUCGAGAGCACCAGGAGAAGAGUGGCCGUGGAAGCCACGCUGGAAAACCGCGGGGAGAACGCCUACAGCACUGUCCUCAACAUCUCCUUCUCCAGGAACCUGCAGCUGGCCAGCUUGAUCACCAAGGACGACACCGACAUCAACAUCGACUGCGCCAGUGACGACAGACACCCCACCAGGAGGGUGUGCAACGUCAGCUACCCCUUCUUCCGAGCCAAGGCCAAGGUCGCUUUCCGCCUGGAUUUUGAAUUCAGCAAGUCCGUCUUCCUGCAGAGCAUGGAGGUCUACAUGGUUGCCAGCAGAGAAAACCUGGAGGGAAAGAAGAGCACAGAAAAUAUCAAAUUUGGGAAUUUUGGAGGAAAAUCCUACAAACCUCUUUGUCACCCUUUGUCCCACAGGACAUCGAGCCUGGACUAUUUUGAGAUCAGAUCCAACAAUUCCCUGGAUGGAUCCAACCCCAUUGGGCCCCCCUUCCACUGCACCUUCACGCUGCAGAACCUGGGAUUCUUCCCAGUGCAAGGGGUGACCCUAAAGAUCACCGUGCCCGUGGCCACCCGGGCAGGCAACCGGCUCCUGCUGCCCACGGAAUUCCGGGCAGACCAGGAAAACACGACCUGCAGCAUUUGGGGGAACACCACUGACUACCGGAGAACCCCGGCAGAGGAGGACCUGUCCCGCACCCCACACCUGAACCACAGCAACUCCGACGUGGUUUCCAUCGACUGCGAGGUGAAACUGGCUCCCAACGAGGAGCUGAACCUGCACUUGCGUGGGAAUCUGUGGAUGAAGUCUCUGAAAGCACUGAAGUUCAAGGCACUGAAGCUCACCACGAUCGCCGCGCUCCAGCGGCGCUUCCGGAGCCCCUUCGUUUUCCGGGAGGAGGAUCCCAGCCGCCAGAUCACGUUUGAGAUCUCCAAGCCCGAGGAAUCGCAGAUUCCCAUCUGGAUCAUCCUUGGGAGCACCUUCGGAGGCCUCCUGCUCCUGGCCCUGCUGGUCCUGGCGCUCUGGAAGCUGGGGUUCUUCAAGAGCGGGAGCCGCCGGCGAGCGGCCGAGCGGGAGCAGAAUUCCCACGGGAUGGAGUGACUCUGCCGGGGCCAGGAGCCCCCUCCCAGCUCCGGAGAUUCCCGGGAUCCCGAGGGAUUUGGGGGCUGAGCUUGGCUUUGCAGCAGGACGAGAGAACACCCCUUGUGGGACAGCACUUAGAAGCCAUUAAAAAACCCCUCAAACCAACUGAAAAUUCCCCAAAAGUCUCCUCGGAGGUGCUUUCAACUGGGAUUCCAUAAAAAUGCCCCUCAAAUCAACCAAAAAUUCCCCAAAAAUCUCCUCGGAGGUGCUUCCAACUGGGAUUUCACCAAGGUGGCAGCAGCGGGGACGAGGGGACACCGACGUGAGGGGUCCCUGAAGUGGAGCUGGAAAACUCCUUAAAAUAAUAAUAUUAUCCCAAAAAUCCCCCCCAUGGGUUGCUCCUUCCCGUGGCGGAGCUGUCGCAGGCCCCGGGCUCUGCUGGCCACAGCUCUCAAACUGCCUUCGUUAAGAGAAGUUAAUUAAGUGGAGGCGUUAAUUAGUCUGAAUGCACUGAAUGAAAUUCUUGUGAUUUCAAGCACCUUAAAUCUCCGGUGUCCAGCUGUACAUAAUUCUUCUAAAAACAGGAAGGAAAGGAGGGAGGAAAAUUUAAGACCCUGCC